UGGAAUUGUCGGAAGUGUUGGAACGAUCUUAAAACAAAACUCCUAAACGGCAUUUUCGAUUAGUCGUCGCGUGUAGUGUACAUACGAUAUGUCUUACGUCUUUUCCCCUCAAAAUGCUUCUCAUCAGUGUCGGCAUAUGAAUGAGAGAAUAAUUGGAAUCGCGAAGGAUGCGCACUGAUGCUGAUGCAUGUGUACUGAAGAUCGUCUACGAAGACUAUCGUUUCGUCCAUUCGCUCACGCAUCCGCGAUUUUUCAAGUGGCGUGGUCGCGUAUAGUAAUCCACACUAUAGUGUUGCAGUAGAAUAACAGCAGAACCCAGUAUCAUCCCGCGAAGAUCUUCGUAACCUCUCUACUGAGUUGUUUUCAUCCCGCCAGCUUAUCGUAAGAGACGUCCAAGCGUAAAAUAGAUAGAGAGUGAGAAAUCAUUCGGCCAAAAUUAAAUUGGCCGAAUUAAAUAAAAAUUAAAUAAAUCUUAGCUACAGUUAGCUUUUUUUAACCGGCGAUGAGCGACAAUAAGCAGGUAGGUGAAACUCCCAGUAGCGAGGUUGCUAAUCGAUUUCGAAGCUGUAGGGAUCUGAGCGACAUUGUACCGUUGUAUCCGUCGCACGCGCUUUAUCUGAAACCUCUUGCCAAAGUUAACGUGUCGGUCAGUCUACCCCAACUGAAGACUCCAGGCAAAACUAUAUCGACAUGGGAGGUAAUGGAGAAGAUACGCGCGCUUAUACUGCCGGACGAAUUCGCAUCCCUAAAAGUGGCCAAGAGCACCUUGGAAUUCAUCCGGCUGGAGGGCGACCUGCGGGACCGGUGCAGGUUGCCGAGAGUGCUGGCCAGGUUGGAUUUACAACAGUUGAAUCUGUCCGGCUUCUCCAAUGUUCUCAAGGUCCGCGCGGCCGAGGCAAAGGAUGACUUCCCAACCAGACAUAGCUGGAACUCCUAUUUUAGGGAUGCAAAACAUAUGAACGAGUUAAAGGCCGGCGAAAGACCGGACACUAUUCAUAUUACCGGUUUACCAGUUAAAUGGUUUACCGAAGAUAAUACAAAUGUACCGAGUGAAUCACUCAUUACAAAGAUCUUUAAAAAAUGGGGUGCAUUGAGGAAAGUUGACGUGCCCGCCGCGGAUUCCUACAGAUCCAGGAUGCGGCUCGGUAAUAACAUUCAUAAAUUCAGCUUCGAAGAUGGCAUAUUUUUCGACGUGUACGUACAAUAUGUCGAAUACAUGGAUUUUGUCAGGGCGAUGGACGCUCUGCGCGGCAUGAAGCUGCUAAAGAAGGAUGGUCAGAAUUCGUUAACCGCAACACUAAAAGUUGAUUUUGACAAGACCAAACAUUUGAGUGACAAUUCGAUAUCGCACCGUGACUUCGAGAGAAAACGUUUAAUAGCACAGGAUAAUUUAGCGGCGGAGAAAAUGCGGAAGAGAGAGGAAGCAGAAAAAAAACGGCAAGAGGAACAAAGAAAAAAGGAAGAGGCAGAUUCGAUGGCGAAAGCAAAUCGACAACGAAAUCGGGAAGAAAAACGAAAACGAAAGGCCCUUACGAAAUUUCGUAAGCAAGAAGAGGACAAAGUUUCUAUGAAGAUUGCAAGAGAAGAACAAAAGUUGAUAAAAGCUCAACGGCAGUUGGAAAGCAUACGUUUAUUAGAUGAACUAUUUGAUAGGAUAAAGACGAAAGUGGAGAAAAAAGAGAUUAAGCUGGAUCAAAAUAUGGAAAAGAAGAGUGAAAAGAAAAACAAUCAAACAAAUGAAAAGAAAGUAGAUUCGGAAAACGAUAAGAAAAAUAAGGAAAAGCAGGUUAAGAAAACAAUGAAGAAAGAAAAAAAGAAAAAGGCAAAAAUACCACACAAGCGGCAAACAAGAUAUGCGCUGUUUAGCGAAGGUGCUGUAGUUGAAAGAACUGUGCGGAAGUGGUUUGCUAAGUUUAAAGCUGGUGAUUUCAACCUUAAAGAUCAAGAACGCUCGAAUAGGCCCUCCACCACAGAUGAAGAUCAGAUUAAAACACUGAAAAUAACCCACGUUAUACGACACUUUUAUACGCUUUUGAAUAUGGAAGAAAACAAAGUACAUUUUAGGCAUUUCAUGCUUUUCUUUUACUGGAAAGGCAAAAAUGCCACACAAGCGGCAAACAAGAUAUGCGCUGUUUAUGGCGAAGGUGCUGUAGCUGAAAGAACUGUGCGGAAAUAUGCGAGAAGACAGAUGAUGCGGUCGCCAGGAUAUUCUACGAUGUCACUUCAUCACCCCAUGUUACCCGUGGGCAGAGGUCGAGGAUUUGUUCCACGAUAUGAGAUGAAUUAUACGCUAACAAAUCCUUAUUUGUAUAACGGACAAUAUUACGAAUAUUUUACACAUCUGGUCGAGCGAGAUUCGAAGCAGCAAAAAUCGAAAAUACGUAACCGCCAAAAAUCAACAAGUAGAUCUAUCUCAAGAACGAGGACUAGAUCGGGUUCUAGAAGAAAAUCUAGAAGUAUCUCCAGAUCACGUAGUAGAAGACGCAGCGGUUCGCGUUCCAAGAGUCGUGAUCAAAGGUCGAAGUCAAGAUCCAGAUCGAGAUCACAUAGAUCAAGAUCACGAUCACGUAGAUCAAGGUCGCGAUUGCGCAGAUCGAGAUCACAAUCGCGUAGAUCGAGAUCACAAUCGCGUAAAUCAAAAUCGCGAUCGCGUCGACCGAAGUCUCGAUCUAGAAAUCGCUCUAGAUCGCGUAGUCGCCGAAAAUCGACAAGUAGAUCUUGCUCGAGAAGAAAAACAAGAUCAAGAUCUAACUCUAAGACGAGGCACAAGAAUAACAAAUCAUGCAGUAGAUCCAAGUCAAGUUCCAAAACGCGUCCUUCCAAACGAAAUUCACGGUCUAGAAGUCGCUCCAAGUCUCGCAGUAGAAAUCGUUACAGGAGUAAGCGUGGCAAGAGAUCGUCUUCUAUUGUCAAAGUUACACGAGCGAAAUCACGACCCACAUCACCCAGACGAAGAUCACGCAGUAGUUCUUGGUCUUUGCCAAAAUCACCAGGUCGUAGAAGUUGCUCUUGGUCAAGAGCUGCUUCCGCAAAUAAUAUUAAUGAGCAAGACGUGAGCAAGGAAUCUGAAAAACUUAUUCAAGAAGAAACAGCAAAGAUAGAAAUGCUAAGCACUGAAGCGAAUUAAUUUAGCAUUUGAUUUUGUCAAAAAGAAACAUUAAAUAUACAACUAUACAAGAAAUAAUCAUACUUUUAGUAUACUUGCUACACAGUGCAAAUAUUUAAAGUU
This is a messenger RNA of Acromyrmex echinatior (Panamanian leafcutter ant), 3229 nucleotides long. RefSeq names its product A-kinase anchor protein 17A. NCBI's taxonomy places the organism in Eukaryota, Metazoa, Arthropoda, Insecta, Hymenoptera, Formicidae. The record is from RefSeq and is a predicted model, not a curated record.